CUCUCCGUCUGCUGUUCAGAUCCAUCCUAGAGAGUGGAACGUUCGCGCUCUGCCUUCAAGAUGCACCUCAGUGCAGCAGAUCACCGCCUCCCUCUCAGUGAUGGAAACAGCAUUCCCAUCAUUGGGCUUGGCACCUUCUCAGAACCUCAGGCGACCCACAAGGGACUCUGUGCAACAUCAGUGAAGAUUGCCAUUGACGCAGGGUACCGACACAUUGACGGGGCCUACCUCUACAAAAAUGAGCACGAAGUGGGCGAAGCCCUCAGGGAGAAGAUUGCUGAAGGAAAAGUGCGGCGGGAGGACGUGUUCUACUGUGGCAAGCUGUGGGCUACAAAUCUUGACCCAGAGAUGGUACGGCCAGCCCUGGAGAGGACACUCAAGGUCCUCAAGCUUGAUUAUGUGGAUCUUUACAUCAUUGAACUGCCCAUGGCCUUCAAGCCUGGUGAUGAAACCUAUCCCAAAGAUGAGAAUGGUAAAUGGUUAUAUCACAAGACAAAUCUAUGUGCCACAUGGGAGGCUUUGGAAGCUUGCAAAGAUGCUGGCUUGGUGAAAUCCCUCGGAGUCUCCAACUUCAACCGCAGGCAGCUGGAGCUCAUCCUGAACAAGCCAGGACUCAAGUACAAGCCGGUCAGCAACCAGGUCGAGUGCCAUCCAUACUUCACUCAGCCAAAACUGCUGAAAUUUUGUCAACAGCAUGACAUUGUCAUUAUUGCGUACAGCCCCUUGGGGACUGCUAGGAAUCCGAUGUGGGUGAACACGUCUUCCCCGCCUUUGUUGGAGGAUGCACUGCUAAACUUACUCGGGAAAAAGUACAAGAAGACAGCAGCCCAAAUUGCUCUGCGCUUCAACAUCCAGCGAGGGGUGGUUGUCAUUCCUAAAAGCUUUAAUCCUGCAAGGAUCAAAGAAAACUUUCAGAUCUUUGAUUUUUGUCUUACUGAAGAUGAGAUGAAGGACAUUGAAGCCUUGAAUAAAAAUGUCCGAUAUGUGGAAAUGCUCAUGUGGCAAGAUCAUCCUGAAUACCCGUUUAAUGAUGAAUACUGACUUCAGGAAACAUCUGCAAGGAUUGUCCCUCCCCGUGAAUGCCCAGACUUUGGGCAAGGAGUUGUACUAACCUCAGACC
Molecule: messenger RNA, 1120 nt
Organism: Ochotona curzoniae (black-lipped pika)
Lineage: Eukaryota; Metazoa; Chordata; Mammalia; Lagomorpha; Ochotonidae
Product: aldo-keto reductase family 1 member D1
Exons: 9
Coding region: 61-1041 (326 amino acids)
Biological process (GO): bile acid biosynthetic process
Cellular component (GO): cytosol
Molecular function (GO): ketosteroid monooxygenase activity; steroid dehydrogenase activity; aldose reductase (NADPH) activity
Source: RefSeq, a predicted model, not a curated record